Hibiscus syriacus is the source of this 1824-nucleotide messenger RNA. RefSeq names its product CBS domain-containing protein CBSX6-like. Lineage: Eukaryota; Viridiplantae; Streptophyta; Magnoliopsida; Malvales; Malvaceae. The transcript has 3 exons. The record is from RefSeq and is a predicted model, not a curated record. Bases 428 to 1702 code for a protein of 424 amino acids.
UUUUCUCUCAAUCUUAUCAGUAUUCGGCAAAACACUCCAAAGAAGGCUAAAGCAGAAGGAAAAUUUACUUCCUCCCCCAAAAUAUAGGCUUGUUGCCACACCAAUCCUGUCAGUAGUGCAAACGGGAGAUCAUCGUGAAUGGGAUUCUGUUUCUAUAAAUUUGUUUCUUUGCAUCUUCUUCUUCCUGCUUUUCCAUGGCUCCAUAUCUCUGCUUUCUUCUGAUUCUACAUAAAUUACCGAUCACUGGCAUUCACCUCCUCCUUAUUUUCCUCCAUUCUCUCUUAUAACUCUUCCUUCCUACCGGUUUUCCCCGGUUUCAAGAAAAAAAAACCCGAUUUUUCUUUCAUUUCGAAGGUGAAUCAGGGGGAAGAAGCUCGGAUAUUUGAUUUAAGAAGUUGUCUCAGUAAACAAAUAGGAAAUUUAAGGAAUGGCAUCAGUGCUUUUGUACCAUGUGGUUGGGGAUCUGACUGUAGGGAAGCCGGAGUUGGUUGAAUUCUCGGAAACAGAAACGGUGGAAGCAGCUAUAAGAGCAAUAGGAGAAUCAACAGAGUGUGGGAUACCAGUUUGGAAGAGGAUAUCUCAUGUGGGAAUGGUUGAAAAGAAUGAAAUGAGACAACAGAGGUUUGUUGGUAUUUUAACUUCACUUGAUAUUGUCUCCUUUUUAGCUAAAACUCAUUGUUUGGAAGAUCAAGAUAAAGCUAUGAAAACACAAGUUGCUGAUGUUGUUGUCCCUAAUAAUGCUCUCCUGAAGAUUGUUGAUCCUGCCACCAGAUUGAUAGAUGCUCUCGAGAUGAUGAAGCAGGGUGUGAGGCGACUUCUUGUUCCAAAGAGCAAGGUAUGGAAAGGCAUGAGCAAGAGAUUCUCAAUUCUUUAUAAUGGGAGGUGGCUCAAGAAUAAUGAAAAUUCUAGCAGCAGCAACCUCAUUGCUAUUGCCAACCGCCCUUCCUCUUCAUCCACCUCCACCUACAUGCGUGACAAGUUUUGCUGUCUCUCGAGAGAAGACAUUAUCCGUUUCCUCAUUGGUUGCCUUGGUGCUCUAGCUCCUCUUCCACUCUCCUCUAUUUCCUCGCUCGGAGCCAUUAACCUGGACUAUAGUUCUAUUGAAGCCUCCCUCCCAGCUUUAGAAGCAACUCAAAAGCAUCCCGGUGAUCCCAGUGCAGUUGCCGUUUUGGAGAUCACACCAGAUGGUCACCAUAAGAUUAUAGGAGAAAUCUCGGCCUCUAAACUAUGGAAAUGUGAUUAUUUAGCAGCUGCUUGGGCUUUAGCCAACCUAUCAGCGGGACAAUUUGUUAUGGGGGUUGAGGAUAAUGUGAGUUCGAGAUUGCUUCCCGAUGUUUCUGUUAAUUCUUCAGUUCAAGAUGAUAAAACAGCCAAUGGUGGUGGGUCAGCAAGGCUAAGGAGAUUCAGUAGUAGAAGCAUCGGGUUUAACCCAGUGAGCCCGAGUUUCGGUGUUGGCAGGAGCAUGUAUAGGGGCAGAAGUGCACCCUUGACAUGUAAAACUUCGAGUUCUUUAGCUGCGGUCAUGGCUCAAAUGCUGUCUCAUAGGGCAACCCACGUGUGGGUGACCGAGGAUGAUAAUGAUGAUGUUUUAGUCGGGGUGGUUGGUUACUCCGACAUUUUGGUUGCAGUGACCAAACUACCCGCCGCACUGAUUCCUUCAACUCCAUCUAUCACGGAGCUCACCUCGGAAAUUCAAAGUUGAGUUCCCCUCAUUCCCCCCUUGUUUACCGUUGUGUAUGUUUAUGAGCGUGUUUCCGUGUUAUUCUGAAUUUUAUUUCUACAAAAAAAAUGUUUGUAAUAAGAACGUGGCACGUUUCUUAUUCU